This is a messenger RNA of Mauremys reevesii (Reeves's turtle), 7885 nucleotides long. It is a transcript of the gene APPBP2, whose product is annotated as amyloid beta precursor protein binding protein 2. Gene Ontology annotation, molecular function: protein binding. The record is from RefSeq and is a predicted model, not a curated record. Gene Ontology annotation, biological process: intracellular protein transport. The transcript is spliced from 13 exons. Lineage: Eukaryota; Metazoa; Chordata; Testudines; Geoemydidae. The coding region runs from base 198 to 1958 and encodes 586 amino acids.
GCGGGAGCAAAUCACCCCCCUGCCUCAUCUCCCCACCCCCUCGCCGUGCGCGCUCUCCGGCGCCGCGGCCGCUGGCUCCUCCUGGCCCUCCCCGGGCGGAGAGCGUCCGGGUGCUGCUGGGCGGUGGGAGCCCCCCGGGGGGAGGUGGAGCGGGCCGGGCAGGCAGGCGGUGGUGGCGGCGGCUCCGCACACCCAAGAUGGCGGCGGUGGAGCUGGAGUGGGUGCCCGAGACGCUCUAUAACACGGCGAUCUCGGCCGUGGUGGAUAGUUACGGGCGGGCCCGGCGCCGCGACAUCCGCUCUCUGCCCGAGAACAUCCAGUUCGACGUGUACUACAAGCUUUACCAACAAGGUCGCUUAUGCCAGUUGGGUAGUGAAUUUUGUGAACUAGAAGUUUUUGCAAAGGUGUUACGAGCUUUAGAUAAAAGACACCUGCUUCAUCACUGUUUUCAGGCUCUGAUGGAUCAUGGAGUAAAAGUUGCUUCUGUGCUGGCAUAUUCAUUCAGUAGAUGGUGUUCCUACAUAGCAGAAUCAGACUCUGAUGUAAAAGACAAAGCAAUCCAAAUUGGUUUUGUUCUAGGAGGGUUCCUAUCAGAUGCUGGCUGGUACAGUGACGCUGAGAAAGUAUUCAGUUCCUGCCAGCAGUUAUGCUCCCUUCACGAUGAGAUGCCUCACUGGUGUCGUGCAGUAGAAUGUUGCGUAAGAUUGCUGCAUGUACGAAAUGGCAACUGCAAAUACCACUUGGGAGAAGAAACGUUCAAACAAGCUCAGUCUUAUAUGGACAAACUUGCAAAACAUGGUCAAAAGGCAAACAAAGCAGCACUUUAUGGGGAGUUGUGUGCACUGCUCUUUGCAAAGAGCCACUAUGAUGAGGCUUACAAGUGGUGUAUAGAAGCUAUGAAGGAGAUCAAAGGUGGCUUGCCAGUAAAAGUAGUGGUGGAUGUCUUAAGACAAGCUUCAAAGGCUUGUGUUGUAAAACGUGAAUUUAAGAAAGCUGAACAAUUAAUAAAACAUGCAGUAUAUCUAGCACGGGAGCAUUUUGGAGCCAAACACCCAAAAUAUUCAGACACUCUAUUAGACUAUGGAUUUUACUUGCUCAACGUAGAUAAUAUAUGCCAGUCUGUUGCAAUCUAUCAGACAGCUCUUGAUAUCCGACAGUCAGUGUUUGGAGGUAAAAACAUCCAUGUAGCUACAGCUCAUGAAGACUUGGCUUAUUCUUCUUAUGUUCACCAGUAUAGUUCUGGAAAAUUUGACAAUGCACUAUUCCAUGCAGAACGUGCUAUUGGCAUUAUCACUCACAUUCUUCCUGAAGAUCAUCUUCUCUUGGCCUCUUCCAAGAGAGUUAAAGCACUUAUCCUGGAGGAGAUUGCUAUUGACUGUCACAAUAAGGAAACCGAGCAGAGGUUACUUCAAGAAGCUCACGAUUUGCACCUAUCUUCACUCCAGUUAGCUAAAAAAGCCUUUGGGGAAUUCAAUGUACAGACAGCAAAACACUAUGGCAAUCUGGGCAGACUUUAUCAGUCAAUGAGAAAAUUUAAGGAAGCAGAAGAAAUGCACAUCAAAGCAAUUCAGAUUAAGGAGCAGCUUCUUGGUCAAGAAGAUUAUGAAGUCGCCCUGUCAGUGGGACACCUAGCUUCUCUCUAUAACUAUGACAUGAAUCAAUAUGAAAAUGCAGAAAAGCUUUAUCUGAGAUCAAUAGCAAUCGGAAAGAAGCUUUUUGGCGAAGGUUACAGUGGACUAGAAUAUGAUUACAGAGGUCUCAUUAAACUGUACAAUUCCAUUGGCAAUUAUGAGAAAGUAUUUGAAUAUCACAAUAUUUUGGCCAGUUGGAACCGGUUGCGGGAUCGGCAGUUCUCAGUUACAGAUGCUCUGGAGGAUGUAAGCACCAGCCCUCAAUCCACUGAAGAAGUAGUUCAGUCUUUUCUGAUGUCUCAGAACAUUGAUGGACAGAAUAGCUAGAGAACUUGGUCAAUUAAUUAACCAAUUAAGUUUUUUCCCCCAGAUUACAAGGGAAAGUCAUACUGUGAAAUCUAAACCAUGUAGUUUUCUGGGGGCUGGAAUUUGCAUUGAAACACUGGUCUAGUCCAUUGAAGAGUGCCCAUACAGAUGAAUAUGAGUUAAGUUCUUAUCAGCAUGUGUAUGGCAUGUUUAGUUUGGCUUAUUGAAUUUGAAUACCAAACACCAGGAUCCCCUCCCCCUUCUUUUGCAAAAGAAGCUACUUUGCAGGAAAUCUGCAAAUAAACUUAAAUAAAACUGUUUAAGAGUUAAGAGUUGCAUUCUUAUUAUGAAAGGAAGGUUUCAGCAAGAAAAUUCUUCCAACAAGUAGAAAUAAUAAAUACUCUGUUGUAAGAAAUGUAAAAGGUGUUUAUACUUUAUGCAUUGUAGCAGAGCUAAUGAUAAAUAUUAACAAAAGAGGAAAUGCCCUAGCUUUGUUUGCUGCCUUAUGAAGAAAAGUGGCAAAGAACCACUCUAGAAAGAAAUGUAUGUGUUGUAAACCACGCUAGUUUGUUAUGGAAGUAACUGCCGUGUGUUGUUUUUAAUCAUCUGAAUUGGACCAGCGUUCAUCUGUAAGUGAUAGAAGAUCCAGUAGACCAGCAAUCCAAAUUUCCUUUGGUACAGUACAAGAGCUAUAAUAAUUUUCCAUAAAAGGACCAGGAGAAUCAAAAGUGGACCAGCCUGUCUAGAAGAGAGUCUUUGGACCAGUGGCUUUAAUUUAAUAUUUCUGCCCCUGCAUUCACUUUUACAGUAGAAAUAUUUCAUUUAGAUGUACGAUCAGUGAUAAUACAAAAAUAUAUUCAUGUGAUAGAUACAAAACUAGGAACUGAACGUUCUUUAGCAGUUGUGAUGGCAUGUUUUCAACUAGUAAGCUUAUACAGAUAUUAAAAUGUCAAUGCCAUAAGCAAAAACUAGAAAUGCUUAACUAUUUGCUGCAGCCAUUCUUUUCCUUUUUAAAUGGGCUUACUCUAAUAAUCGAGGCAGUAACUUGUUUAUACUGACUAAUAGUUUUGUAUUACAAUCCAGUUCAAUUUUAUGUUUCUGAAGAUCACAACUUACUGUACAGUUUGCAGGGGUCAGUGGAAAAUGCCAAAAAAGCACAACAGGUCAUUUUUUGUGAUGCUUCAUUUCUACAUUAAACAAUAGUACAACCAGAAACUGAUUCCUCUACAUUAAUUUAAAAAGCAUUAGUCAGGUGUAAAGAUCCCGUAACAAUGCCUAUCUCACUAGCUUGUCUUAAUUUUUGUUUUGCAUUUUUUUUUUUGUUUAAUUGAACCAAGUUUGUUUUAAUGUUGAGGUAAUAUUCAAAAUUUGAAAAAAUCUACGUAGCAUAGCAAACUAGAAAUAAGUCAUUGCUUUUACCUCAAUUCUUAUUAUAGUGGCACAAACAGUGCCUCUAUAGUUAAGGGUCUGUCAGUUUUUCCCCCCUAUUUUCAGGGGGUUAUAAUUUGGCUGUGAAAAUUCAGUCCAGGUUGAAGCAUGGCAAACAAGGUUCCUACAGUACUUGGAGUGAAUUUUUUUAUUUGUUACGAAGUUUGUUUUUUUUUGUCUUUAGAAGAUAAGAGUGCGGAAUACAAAAAAAAUAGAAGGUAGUGAUUUCAGACACUUCUUUGAACUCCUAUGAUUUUAAUAAUGGCUUUGGUUUUAAACUGAAAAGUUGCAGGCCAAUAGUUUGUAAACUAGUGCCUUCAAGUGUUUUUUGAGGGGGAGUAACACCAAGUUAAAAAAUCAGUUAUUUAAUUUGGAAAUGUGGCUUUAGUGCUAGUGUAGUUGUGAUUCUUUCAUUAAAAAAAAAGGGAUGGCAUAUGCACACCAGUAGAAUAACUAGUAGCAUUAAGACUUCAAUAGGUUUUAGUAAUUUAUUGCAAUCUAUCAAAAGCCAGUUUUUCAUAAUUUUACAUGUAAUCUUAAACUAUAUUAGAUUACAGUAAUUUUUGUUCAAAUGAAAAUUAGACUUUUUUAAAUGUCCCCAAAUACAUUUGUGAGAUAAAUUGCAACUAAAUAAAUAUUUAAAGUCCCUAAAUAUUUGUUUACACUUUAGGAAUAAUUAUAGACUAUCAGGUAAAUAAUAUGCAUUAAAAUUGAUACAUUAUUGUGAGAGCUUGUUCUCAUAUUUUUAAACUUUUUAAAUAUCACUUUAACACUAUUUAAAAUAAUACCCUUUUUUAUUUUAAACCUCAGAAAAUCAGGGAAAAAAGCUUAAAAUUCUGUCCGAAACAAAACUAAUGAUCUAUGUAUUGCAGAAGUACCUAGAAGCCUCAAACUAGUAAGUAAUGUUACAUUCUCUGCAGAUUCCAUAUGCUCUGGAUUCCUAAUCUUGGGUCUCUGUUUCUAGUUUGUAACUAAGAGGGAACUCCCAAGUUCUCAAGGUUUUGUUUUUUAUCCUGAGAUACUGGUAGAUGUCCUGUGCACUCAUCUUUGCCACUUUCUCAGGCUCCUUUAUUGUUCCAUCAUCCGUUCCUUUCUAACUGGUCAACAACAGUUUCCAAAAAAUGCCACAGUUCCAGUAUCAUUCCUGUUCCUCUGCUGAUUAACUUAAUUUUGCUUCAGGGACUCUUGUCUUCCCUUGUUGCAUCAAGCCUAAAAUUUAGAUUAUAGACUCUUAGGGAGCAUGGAUAGUGUCUUAUUAGUGUUGUAAAGUAUCCACCUUCUCUUUUUUCCCUGAGGGGGUUGGCAACUGGGAAGUUGGGAGGGCACAACGCGGUUCUGUAAAGUAACGUCUUUUUUUUUUUUUUCCCCCGAUCACCUAACAAAACAUUUCAGUUCUUUUUUGACCAAGAACUUUUUUUUGCUUUCCCGCGCACUGGCUAUAUUUCAGCCAGUGCAAUAGGUGCAUUAUGUGAUCACUCAAAUGGAGAUGCAUGUGCUGUUGAAGUAACUCCUAUAUUCCGUAGUGCUCGUGGGGGUUUUAUCUAGAGUGAACUUGAAACCCUAAAAGUUACCCAGAAUUUUUUUCUUCUGCCAGCAGGCUAUGUGGCCUAGAGAAACAUGACUUUAAGCCCAUGAAUACUCCCAAUUCAAUAAAACUGCUUGAAUGUUUUGCUACAUUGCUGAAUUGGGCCCUAACAGACUAUCUGGUUGCAUCUCACAGCUAUGACCUCGCAGGUCUGAAUGUCAAAGCAUAUUACUUGCAGAGUAGAACAGCUGCGGCUGGCAACUGCAGACUUCUUAGUGCAGAAGGCUUACAAAACAACCAUGCAGCCUUCUCUAAGCGCUGUACCUUGGCAUCUUGCCUUAGGCUGCCUUGUUGCAGAACCUAUUCCACAGCUAGUGUUCCUCAAACUUUCCUGGCGCCUAUAGUUUUCUGUUCAGGAUCUCUUUUGAAUUGCCCCUUCACAUUACUACAGAAGUCUUAACCUCUUGUGUAGUUUGUUGGACUAUUGUGUUUUGACACACACAACUUGGUGGUGGUAGACACAUUACCUGACUUUCCUUUACCACUGCUGCCUGUUGCAGUGUGUUGUUGACACUUCAUUUUAAAAGUAGAGCAAUUUUGCGGCCUCUAGGCUCCUAUAAAUGGGAAUCUAGUGUGAGAGAUAUGGUCAAAGAAAAUGACUUGUCCUAUAAUUCUUCAUCUGAAAAAGAUACCACAUCUGUAGAUGGCCCUUCAUUCACCUUUAAAAUUAAGGAGGUCUAGUCAUGCUUUUCUCUCACCCUGUUUAGAACGGAUGUAAUUUUCUUGUGGCUGUAGGUAUGGGGUUGCAAUUUAGGAGUACUUUCGCCACUUGUACAUCAAGCAGCCAACCAUGAAACACUAGGCAAGGCCGAUGCAUUGGCAAUUGGUCUGUGCAAAGUGCACUCACGAGUUCCUCAAAGGGUCAACAACCUUGAGGAGUUACUGUGUAAUUUUAGGCUUGAAGUGGAGACCCAAGAGUGGGAAUCCAGUGAAAUACUUCUUCCAAAGAACUAAAUUUACAGGUAAGUAAGUUUUUGUUUUUUAAAUCAUCUGCAAUACCUUGACACAAGAGUGGCCAGGACAGAAUUUCAGUCUUUGCUCCGAAUUUCUCAGCUUUGGUUCUAAAUUUAAAGCUCUAACAUUUGUUUGACUGUAGGUUUUGUGAAUCAGUUUUAUUUGUAUCUUCUAUUUUAUGCAAACACUGCAAUUUGUAAAGAAAGGGAAGAAAGUGAUGUCAGGGUUUCCUCAGUGCUUUGUUCCUCGGUUCUUAGAAUCAGAAACCAUCUCCAUCAACUGUAAGAAUGGAUGUUUUUUUCCCAACCUCAGGAGGAGUAUUUUUUUAUGGAAUGGAAGGAACAAAUGCUACUUUAAGCUGGGCAAGGGGAAAAAGUCACAAUAAGAUGUUUAAACACACAUCCCCCUAUUACUUGAAGUAAAAUAGCUAGUAACUAUGGCGCUCCAAACGGUUGGUCACUUAUUUUAUGAUGUUACUUACAACCAACAAGUGUCUGCCUUUCUCUUCCAUAGAAGUCUUUACAUGCACUCACUACUUUGUUGUAUAGAUACCAAUUGUUAAAUCUCCUUUUUUCUUUUUCUUUUUUGCACACAAGUGUUUUGUUGAUAAAUAAUUUUGAAAGGGUUUUUUUGUUAUUGUUGAAUUCUAACUUAUUAGGAAAAUAACAUUCUUUUCAUAACUUUAAAAAUUAAAUUUAAAAAAUGCUGUGGUCUAUCAUUUGCUAACGGUGCCAUUGUGCUGCUGCUUAUGGUACAGAAAAAUGCACAUUUUAUUUAAUUACCUUUUUAUAGGUGCACAUACUGGUAGAGUUACAAAAAAAGGAAAACGCAUCGUGCCUAAAACAUGAUUGAAUAUGUUGACAAAACCUUUACUUGAUUUUAAAAUUGACUGGAUUUUACUUUACAGCAUGGUAGCAAAGAUAGUUGGAUGGAUAUUGCUAUUAUUGGUCUCUAAACAAAGUUUCUAACCCUGUUGCCUGUGCAGAAACUUUAUUGUUAACUUUUUUUUGAGCAGUGUUGCUGGCCGAGUGCUAUUUGCAAAUCUGAAUAUUCUGUUCGUUGUGGAUAUUUCCAUGUUUGACACAAAUGGCCUGUUGCACAUUUCAUUUCUUGGCCUUUUGGGGAUUCUUGCUGUGGGAAGGAGGAGGAGGGAUUUUAUCGAGAGAUCUGGACUAUAUAUAUGCGUUUGACAUCACUGGUAACGCUUUUGUCCCCAAAUCUCAGGAGUGUUUUAGGCAGUGAAAUAGGUUUCCCUUCACUGAUACCAAGAUGCGUGUUCUAGGGUCUUGUUAACAAUAUUUCAUUGCAGUCCUAGGUAUCUAUAGCAUGAGUGGCCUUAGUGAAUUUGUUGAAGUGCACAUUUUUUUUCUUUUCAAAAGUAAAUUUUAAGAUGAAAAAUAUAUACUAUAUAAAUAUAUAGAGAGAUAUCUAGAAACUUGGUUUGUGGUGCACAAGUUAAGUGUUGGAUCACUAAAUAAUUGUCGCAGGUACCAUACGUGUAACUCCUUCUUUUUAUGUAUAUUCCUGUAUGGGAAGCAAUGUUGCCAUGGUAACUAAAACUUUACCAUUUAUUUCUUACCUUAUGAUGUGAAUGAACUCUACAUUUUGACUAUUACCAGGUUCAGUACUAUUUUUAUACUUUAUUGUACUACAGGGGAUUUUAAUUUAAUAGCAUUCUAAAAAGAUGUUGCUUGAACUAUUUAAAGCAAAAUACUAAAACGAAGACCACCUUUUAAACCGGAAUCCCUACUUACAGUGCCACAGUAAUUUAUAUGAACGUAUCUUAAUCAUUACUAGACUUUGAACACCAUUCUAUUUGUUGUGUCAAUAACCUUUCAUAUCCUACUUCACAUAAACUGCAGUGCCCAACAUUAUUUGUAACCAUCAAACCAUACUGAGUAUGUUUGUAACCAGCAUUGUGAUAUUCUGUAAUUGUAUUGCUAAAAUGAAUUAUUGACCUAAUAAAUAUAGUGUUCCUGCA